Molecule: messenger RNA, 7231 nt
Organism: Dromaius novaehollandiae (emu)
Lineage: Eukaryota; Metazoa; Chordata; Aves; Casuariiformes; Dromaiidae
Gene: RPRD2
Product: regulation of nuclear pre-mRNA domain containing 2
Exons: 11
Coding region: 159-4532 (1457 amino acids)
Biological process (GO): mRNA 3'-end processing
Molecular function (GO): RNA polymerase II C-terminal domain binding
Source: RefSeq, a predicted model, not a curated record
CGCGCGCGCACCGGGAGGAGGGGGGGGGCCGCGCGUUCCCCCCGCGCGCCCCCGCCGCCGCGUGCCCGCGCCCCCCCGCCUCGGGUGGAGGGGGCGGGGGGGGGGGGAGGGCGCCGUCCGCGCUCCCGCGGCGCCGCCUGGGCGAGCAGGGCAGGAAGAUGGCGGCCGGCGGCGGCGGCAGCGGCAAGGCCUCCUCGUCGGCGGCGUCGUCGUCCUCGGCGGGCGCCCUGGAGGCCUCGCUCGACAGGAAGUUCCAGGCGGUCACCAACACCAUGGAGUCCAUCCAGGGGCUGUCGUCGUGGUGCCUGGAGAACAAGCGGCACCACAGCACCAUCGUCUACCACUGGAUGAAGUGGCUGCGGCGCUCUGCCUUUCCUCAUCGAUUGAAUCUUUUUUACUUGGCCAAUGAUGUCAUACAGAACUGCAAGAGAAAAAAUGCAAUUGUAUUUCGUGAUACGUUUGCAGAAGUGCUUCCCGAAGCAGCUUCGUUAGUGAAGGAUCCAUCAGUUUCUAAAUCUAUAGAGAGAAUCUUUAAAAUCUGGGAAGACAGAAAUGUGUACCCGGAAGAAACCAUUUUGGCACUAAAAGAAGCUCUAAGUACCACUUUCAAAUCUCAGAAGCAGCUGAAAGAAACUCUGAACAAACAACCGAAUAAGCCGUGGAAGAAAUCUCAAACAUCUACAAACCCAAAAGCUGCUCUGAAGUCCAAGAUUGUCGCUGAAUUCAGACCACAGUCUCUCAUUGAUGAAUUGCUAUUAUAUAAGCGCUCGGAAGACCAGAUAGAACUGAAAGAGAAGCAGCUUUCCACUAUGAGAGUGGAUGUAUGCAGCACUGAAACACUUAAAUGCUUAAAAGACAAAACAGGAGGAAAGAAGUUCUCCAAGGAGUUUGAAGAAGCAAGUUCAAAGCUGGAAGAAUUUGUAAAUGGUUUAGACAAGCAAGUGAAAAAUGGUCCCUCGCUAACUGAAGCUCUGGAGAAUGCUGGUAUAUUUUACGAAGCACAGUAUAAAGAAGUCAAGGUGGUAGCAAAUGCUUAUAAAACAUUUGCUAAUAGAGUGAGCAAUCUAAAGAAAAAGCUGGAUCAAUUGAAAGCAACGCUUCCCGAUCCCGAAGAGUCUCCUGUCCCUUCUCCAAGCAUGGAUGCCCCGUCUCCAACGGGCUCCGAGUCCCCCUUCCAGGGAAUGGGCGAGGAGGAUAGCUCACGGUCUCCGGUUGUUGGAAGCCGCAAGACGGUGUCUCCAGAGCCUGUGACGGAUAAUCGGGAUGUGGAGGACAUGGAACUCUCGGAUGUGGAAGAUGAUACGUCUAAAAUUAUUGUGGAAGAGAGGAAGGAGAAACAGGCUGCUCCAGCCUCGGCACCUGCGAAGGCUGAAAGUGUCCCCAAAGCGGUGCCGUCUACUGCUGCAAUAGGUACAACUUCUGUGACGGUGACGACACCUGCCCAGACUCCCGUGACUCCUCCGACUCCGAAGGCGGUGAGCACGGCGCCAGUUCCGCCGUCGCCAGCGCUUGCUUUGCCGAAUCUCGCCAACGUUGACCUGGCGAAGAUCAGCUCCAUUCUUAGCAGUUUAACUUCUGUUAUGAAAAACACAGGUGUCAGUCCCGCAUCAAGACCGUCUCCGGGAACGCCGACAAGCCCGACGACUCUUACAGGCGGCUUGAAGACUCCUGUCAUGGGGACUCCGUCUGCUCCUUCGAAUCCUCUGGCAAAUAUUCUCUCCAAGGUUGAAAUAACUCCGGAAAGUAUUUUGUCUGCUCUCUCCAAAACCCAGACACAGACUGCACCAGCGUUGCAAGGUUUGUCCUCCUUGCUUCAGAGCGUCGCUGGAAAUACAGUUCAGUCGAGCGAAACUGCGUCACAGAGCACUUCAGCCUCACCAGCCAACACGACUGUCCCUUGCAUGAAGGGGAGGAAUCUUCCUACCAAUACUCAGCCCUUUAUAUCUAAAAGCUUUGGUUAUUCUCCAAACUCAUCUACUGCUGAGGUUUCUUCAACUUCAGUCAAUAAGGCUCCCAUCGGACAUACCCCAGGGCUUUCAAGUUCUAGUUUUAAGCCACCGACAAAUUCCCUGGGCUUUUCCAGUUCCCAUCCUACCAGUCCUUCUUCCCUCCUACCGACAGAGACUUCAAUGAGUCAAUCCUCUGAAAUUUCAAAGGCAAAGCUGGAAUCGGAACCUCCCUCUCCGAGCCUGGAAAUGAAGAUACACAAUUUCUUGAAGGGAAAUCCCGGCUUCAGCGGUCUAAACUUGAAUAUUCCGAUUUUAAGCAGCUUAGGGUCCAACAUUGCAACGGAAAGUCACUCGUCUGACUUUCAGCGUGGUCCUACUAGCACUUCUAUGGACAAUGUGGAUGGAACGCCGGUCCGCGACGAGCGAAGCGGGACGCCCACCCAGGACGAGAUGAUGGAUAAGCCGACGUCGAGUAACGUCGACACCAUCUCUCUGCUGUCCAAAAUCAUGAGCCCUGGCUCUUCGACUCCCAGUAGCACCAGAUCCCCUCUUCAGAGCAGAGACGACGGCUAUUCCCAAGAGCUGUCUAAUUCCGUGCACACCUACCGGCCUUUCAGCCUGGGCAGAGAUUCUCCAGCCAGCAUGUACAAGCAGUCUGCGGAUAGCAUGGAAAUACCCUCCUCUCUAAUGGACUCCUCUCAGGAGAAGUUUUAUCCGGACACGUCUUUUCAGGAGGACGAGGACUACCGCGACUUUGAUUACUCUGGGCCGCCGCCGUCUGCCAUGUUAAACCUAGAGAAGAAGCCCGCAAAGUCUAUUUUGAAAUCGAGUAAACUCUCCGAAGCUACGGAGUACCAGCCGGUUCUGUCUAGUUACAGUCAGAGGUCGCAGGAGUUCAGCGUGAAGUCGUCUUUCCCUCAGUCUAUGAGGUCUAUUCUCGAUCAGAGCGAGAGCUGUGACCCGCUGUCGUCGUCUCCAGGGAUGUACGGGAGUUACGGCCUCAGGGGGAACGACUCCACUUCGGAUGGCUCCCCUUCGCCCAGCAAGAACGACGUCUUUUUCGCACCAGACUCCAAUCAUAACAACUUACCCAAAUCCGUGGUGCACUCCGGCUUGGCGCAGAAGCAGUAUCCAGACUCGCCCCAUUCCCUCUCCCACAGGUCGCUUUUCUCUUCUCCAAACGCCCUCUCCAGCCCCGCGGGCAGAGCGGCCACGUCAAGCGUGGAGAAGUCCUUAGGCUCUUCCAUUUCCGCCACGUCGACGAUGGAGUUCAAGAACAUGCUGAAGAACGCGUCCCGGAAGCCCUCCGAGGAGAAGCACUUCAGCCAGGUCUCCAAGGGCGGCUCCGGCGAGGGCGUCGGCUUGUCCAGCCACGGCCAGGCCGGGGUCCCCAAAGGCGAGCAGCAGCAGGAGGAGCAUUACCGCAUAGAAACCAGGGUGUCCUCGUCCUGCUUGGACUUGCCCGACAGCACCGAGGAGAAGGGAGCCCCGAUCGAGACGCUGGGAUACCACAACGCGUCCAGCCGGGGCAUGCCGGGCGAGCCCAUCCAGACCGUGGAGUCCAUACGAGUCCUCGGGAAGGGGAGCAGAGGGCACGGGCGAGAGGCGAGCAGAGCGGGCUGGUUCGAGAUCGGCAACACGGGCAGCGCUUUCGACAACGGGCCCUCGAGCGCCUCGGAGCUGCCCGGCAUGGGCGGCGGCGGGGGCAUCGCCGGCUUCCAGGCGCAGUACAAGGAGCACGUGCCGCCGUUUCCCGAGAGCGUGAACAAUUUCCGAGCCAAUAACUUCAGCCCCGCUUUCGAGCAUCGCAUCCCGCCUCCCAUCGCGCCGCCUCCCCUGGAGCACGGGACUCCCUUCCCGAGGGAUCAAGUCGGCGCGCCCGCCGGGCCCCCGGCCGCUCCGCCCAAGGAUCACGGAGGCCUCUUCCCCAGGGAUCACUCGGUUCCCCCGCACAUGCCGCCCGUGGAUCACGCUAACCCCUUCUCGAAAGAGACGCCGGCCGCGCUGCCGCUGCCGCACGGCGUGCCCCCUCCGCCCGCCGCGGAGCACGGCGGCGUCCCCUUCCCCGCGCCGCCCCCGCCGCCCGUCCCCGGGGAGCAUCCCGGCGUCCCCUUCCCCGCGCAGCCGCCGCCGGCCGGGGAGCACGGCGCCGUGCCCUUCCCGGCCCCGGCCCUGCCCGUGGAGCACGGCGGCGGCGGCGGCGGCGGCUUCGCCAAGGAGCACGGCGGCCUGCACCAAGGGACGGUCAAGGAGCAUUUCGGCGCGCACCCGGCGCCGCGGGAGCACCCGGCCCCCGCGCCCCUGGGCCGCGGCCGCGACGGCGCCGGCCUCGCCUCCCUGCCCCGGGAGCAGCUGGGGCCCUCGCGCGGCGUCGGCCCCGCGCACAGGGACGGUGGCGGCCGCGGCAGCGGCGGUGGCGGCGGUGGCGGCGUCAUGAUGAGGAACCCGCGGCCCGACUUCCGGCCCCGGGAGCCCUUCGUGAACAGGGACCCGUUUCACAGCCUCAAGAGGCCCCGGCCGCCCUUCGGCAGGGGCUCGCCCUUCUUCGCGCCAAAACGCCCCUUCUUCCCCCCCAGGUACUGAAGCAGACCCGUCUCUGGAGUGAAGGUAUUUGGACGUUUUAGAGAGCAGUGCAGUAGCGCUUUCACUUGGGUUUUUUUGUUCUUUUCCUAUUUUUUUUCCCCCUAACCAGCCCCCGUAACGUUUUUUUUCUAAAUUAAAUGUUCUGUACUUUCGGGUUGUUUAUCUUCCAAGCCACCCGCUUGGCGUAAGAACUAGGAAGAGGGAAAAAAAAAAUGUUUUAACGAAAAGAAAUUUCCGAAGAGUAUUGCUGUUGAAAUAAAACUUCCAGUAGUAGUUUAAAAGAAGGAGAAAAAAGGAAAAAAAGAUCGAACGCGCGAUGUCGGGAUGUCGUUUUAGCUGAUUACCAAAUUGCUUUGCCUCGCGAGUCCUCUGAACCCAUGACAGAUCUAAAAAAAAGGAGAAAAAAGAAGGUGGGGAAGGAACUCUGCUACUAUUAAGGAAGAAUUAAGGGUCCAAGCGUUUGCUCUGGUGAUAGAAAUAUUAACCCUUCCUGUGCCUUUCUGUUUGGAUUAACCAGUCACCGCCGGCACUGGCACCCGCACCGCUGGUCUCCCUGCGACGCCGUGGGCGAUGCCGAGAGCGGAGGGGCAGGGCAGGGCGUCCGGUCCUCCGCCGCUUCCCACCGCUUCCGUCUGUCCAAAAAAAGCAAAAAAAAGGCAAAACUCCCUGCUCUCCGCGGCCGACGCUGUACAGUUCCCCCCCAGGACCCUUGAACUUUGCUGUUUGGUUUUGGAAACCGGGCUCGGGCGCGUGCGCGCUCCUCGGCUCCCCCCCGCUUUUCUGCCCCGAAAGACGAGGGAAUAAUUAAUGAAGCGGCUUCGGGGCGAGCGGCUGCGCGGAGGUGGGUAGCGGCCCGGCCGCGGUGGCAACGCGCCGCUCGCAGCCCUUUUCUCUUUCUUGUCUCUUUGCCCUAGAGCUUCACCGCACUGGGGGGAAAAACAAAAAAAAAAAAAACCCACAAAAAUCCUGUUUGUUUUUACCUGGGAACACUGUUGACUUUAUAUAUGUGUAUAUACCUAAUCACUUUUUAAUCGCAUCCUUUCCAUCGUUUGAGACUCGCAGACUGAAAGAGGAGAGGGAGAAGCUGCAUGCGGAGACGCCGCGACGCCGCCCGGCUCCCCCUCCGCGGCCGGGCGCUGGGGGCUUUUAUAUGAAGUUGGAAUUUUACUUGAUUUCUCUUUUUUUUUUUUUAGUUAGUAGAACACAUCAUUAUAUGUUUGAUAAAGGUGUAGGGUAAAUAUCUAUAUAAAGAUUACAACCUGAGAACGUGGCGGAUGACUUCUUUGUCGCGUGUGCUGGGGCCGUGUUUAUUUAAUAUAUAUGGACGUGUAUCUGUGUACGCCAGGGAGCGAGCGAAGGUUGCGAGGGUAAACGUUGCUGGUUUUUUUCCCUUUUUUUCUGGUUUUUAACCCUUUUUGCGGGCAGCGGCGGCGGCGCGGCCUCCAGCAGAUGUCAGUGCCGGCCGGCGGGGCCGCGGGCGGGCGGCCGGGGACUUUCCUGCCGCGUUGUGCAACCCGCGCGCGCGACUCACGCCAGCAGCAUUCGGGCCGUUUCCUGGCGCCCGCGACCGCAUCCGCUGCUCCCGCCCGGCCCCGCGGCUGCCGGCGAAACGCUCGGGAGAGGCGUGCGGAGCCCCGGGAAAGAGCAAGCGGAGGCUCCCGGGCGGCCGCUUCUCCCUGUCCCCGCGGGCCGCAGCGCUCGGCGUCCCCGGUGCCGGCUGCGUCUUCGCACCCGAUGCCGGCGCUCGGUCCUGGGCCGGGAAACCCGAAAGGUUUCCUUGGCUCUUGUCCCGGAGCGGCGGGACGAGGCUCCCGGCGGCCUCCAGCCCGACACCGCGGCCUCCCCUUUCCAGGGGGGCCGAAACCCCGCGGAGGGUCCGGUGCCCCCGGGCCCGGUGCUUCCCUCCCAUCCACGACUGUGAACGAUCUUUGCUGCUGCUGCUGCUGCCGGGCGCGACGGUGUCGAAGCGAGGAUGUGUCGCUGCGGGGCCGCGCCGAGCCGCCUCGAGAAGCCCAAGGACUUGACCGUAACCCAAACCCUACUGUAAAAAAAGGAAUUAACGGCGAAAGCUCCAUGUUUUUCUGUUUGAGAGGUUUUUUCAUUCUGUUCCGUGCUGUUACUUUAAAGGCGACGUCGACGGUAACCGAAGACGCAACUGUACAUAUGUAAAAACGACAACUUAUUUCUGGACAUGAAGGCGUUUUUUCUCCCCCCCUUUCCCCCCCCCGGCCGUGUCUGUGAUUUAAACCCCCUAACCCUGCUUUAACUUUUGUAUUUCACCUCGUAAGGAGAAAAGCAAACAGGAAAUAAACAUGUAUUUUUAAAUAAAGCAUGAAACGGUGUGGCUGGUGGAGGCGAUGGCGAUUUUCGGAGGCGGCGGCGCGGCCCCCGCACCCCCCUUCCCGAUUUAGCAGCCCCCCGGCCCCGUCCCGCCUUGCAAAGCCCCUUCGGAGACUGUGAAUAACCCUAAUUUUAUUAUUUUUUAACUCCCGCAGAACAAGCGAUCGCGUCCCGGAGCCGCCUCGAGCGUCAGCUGCGGUGCCGUUGUUGCAAAACUGCUGUAAAUACCCGCGGCUUUCUUAUUCCUUUUUUCCCCUUCCUUUUCGUGCCUGUUUGAGAUGAACUGGAUGUGUCGGGUUGCGGAGGGGGAACCGCAGAAACGUGUAUUAACGCAUUUAAUAAAGCAGCUCCUUCUCGUG